AUGAUUGCAUCGCCAUGUCCAUUUCGCGGAUCUUGUGCAACUUCCAGCGGUAUGGAUCUGUCCGACAAAAUAACUCCGCAUCUUGCUGUUACCUUGGAUAAAACGGUUAUCAAUGGACUAGAUUGGCAGAAAGAAUGCCUUAGCAUGACAUCCGUGUGUAGUGGAUCCAACCUGGUCUAUUGCUUGCCAACUAGUGGAGGUAAAACUCUCGUGGCCGAAGUACUGAUGCUACAAGAAUUGUUACUUCGCGGGAAGAAUGUUCUGUUUAUCCUUCCCUUUGUCUCUAUUGUGCAGGAAAAGCUGUUGUUGGGGAUGAACUUCAUAGACUGA
This is a messenger RNA of Dicrocoelium dendriticum, 330 nucleotides long. The record is from the annotation of a GenBank genome assembly. NCBI's taxonomy places the organism in Eukaryota, Metazoa, Platyhelminthes, Trematoda, Plagiorchiida, Dicrocoeliidae.